Messenger RNA from Xenopus laevis (African clawed frog), 3194 nucleotides. RefSeq lists its product as uncharacterized. The record is from RefSeq and is marked predicted. NCBI's taxonomy places the organism in Eukaryota, Metazoa, Chordata, Amphibia, Anura, Pipidae.
CACGGAGUAGGCAUGAAGCGGACACAGCGCGGCGCGUUGCAGGGGAAACCGGGGAGAGGAAGCUGAAGAGCCAACUAUGGGCACAGAGUGUUCCCCUCGAUCGCUGCUCCUCAUCCUUCUCCUACUGCUGCGCACAAAUGGCAUCUUCAUGUUACCAGCACCCAAGAAUGUACACAUUGACUCCUACAAUCUGCAGCACAAAUUGCUUUGGGAUCCCAUCUUAUUGGAAAAUGUGACCUACACGGUGCACUUGAUGUGGGGAAAUAAGGAUGACUAUAUUGUCCUUUGUGAGAAUCUUAUUGAGCCAGUGUGUGAUUUCACAGAAGAGAUUGAAUUUAAGUGGCGUAUUGUUGUAAGAGUACGAGCGCAACGCGGACCAGCACAUUCCAACUGGACUGAAACAUCUGAAUUCCAAGCAGCAAGUCACACCAAACUAGGUCCUGUAAAUUUUCUAAUGGUGACCACCAGGGAGGAAGAACCCAACUCUCUCUAUGUCAGUUUUGAGUCUCCUUUACCACCAAACACAGAGUACAGUAUGAAGUAUUUGCUACAAUACUGGAGAAAAGGUUUUGCCGUGAAGACAGAGCUGUGGGUGACCAAUACAUUGCUUAAACUGAAAGAUCUGGAGGCCUCAGCUGAGUACUGCGUGAAUGUAACUGCUGUCAUGAAGAUUCCUCCUGUUAUUCCCGAUCUGACUGGGGAGACAAGCCACGUAGUUUGUGCAAAAACACCAGGAGCUCCAGGUGUCACUGCAGACAAAGUUAUUUUUAUUUCUGUGGGACUCAUUAUUCUCUGCUGUAUAUUCCUGGGAUUCAGCUAUGCUUUCUCCAGGCACCGCGGACGUAUCAAAACGUGGCUGUAUCCCCCAUACAAUAUACCCCCCGACAUAGAGCAGUACUUGCAAGAACCCCCCUGGAAUGGACAUCUAGAAAAAAGCAAAGAAUUGCAUUCGGCAGAAGAGCAGUAUGAUAUUAUUUCCAUUGUGGAAAGUGAAUCCUGACAGAUUCUUGUAAUGAAGGAGAAUAGACAAGAGAGAGAGGCUGAAAAGGAUUAGGUGUUCCCUCCAAAUUCAGUGUGAUUACACUUUAAAGGAGCCUAUGGCAUUGCUGGAAACAUUUGAGGUUCAAUUUUAAGAAAAAUGCUCUACAAAUCUUAAGGUAUCCAACACAUUAUGAACUAUAAUUCCCUGCAAAAAGCUUGUUGGAAAUGAUACGUUACAAUAGCUGGAGGUAGAACCCACGGAUCAUAGAACUUACAGGCUCCUUGGGUCAGAACUAAAAAACACACAAGCAUUUUUCUGGUUUAAAUGUGUAAUUACAGGUGGGUGACAUUAAAGUCAAUGGUUGGCUGCACUGGUGGUUCAUAGUGGUAUACAGGCCCGGGCCUAGGGUGGCACAUUUUUCAGGGAGGCAUGCUGCCCAGCUGCUCUAUGGGGACGCGCUGCUCCCCAAUGCUCUGGCGGUAGUGAGGGUGGGCGCUAAGACCAUGCGGAUCGUGUGGCCUAGGGACGCCCGUCCAGCAAAUCCAGCGCUGGUGAUAUAGACACUCUCGGCUGGCAGAGAAAUGCUCAGCCAUGUGAAGCACAACAUUUUGAUCAUUUCAUUUAUGUGUAGAGGAAAAAAGGUUCCGUGCACAGAUUCCCGUUUAUUGCACUGCACUUUAAAAGCAUAGCAAUAGUGAGCGACUAUAAGGGGGGCCACAUAGGACAUAACUGUUCAGUGAGUUUUGUAGAGGAAGUGGGAAUCCACGCUCAGCCAAUUAACUCUUUAUAGAUGAAUGCAUCAAUCCUCUUAAGUAGAUGUACCGAACAUCCAAAACUAUUAGACUUUCAGUGGGAAAGAGGAGAGCUGUACACGACAAUUAUAGCCCGAAACAUGUCGUGUACAGCAGCUUAAAUAAAUAUUAAUCACAAGCAGUUAAUCUGAGUUUGAGUGCUCUCCUCUUUUCCACUGUUCAGUGAGUUUGCAAUUGAUAUUCAGCUCAGAUUCAAAAGCAACAGAUAUGAUAUGACCCAUGUGGCCCCCCCUCAAGUCACUGAUUGGUUACUGCCUGGUAACCGAUCAGAGGAAACCAAGAGAGCUGCAAAGCAGGAAGUAGUGUUCUGGCUAUUAUGUUAGACAUCCAGUCACUCCAGCCUUUAUACAUUACAUUUUUGCCUAACUAACUAUAUUAGAAACAUUUUUUUAUUUUGCACAGCCUAUUUACCCAGUUUUGAAUUUUUAUACUGAACAAUUCCUUUAAAGAAGAAGAGCGGCAGGGACGUGGAUUUGAAUACUAUAGAGAAGCUGACCCUGCUGUCCGGGCCCUACCCCCUGCAACCAGGUCUGGACUGAGAACCAAAAUAGGCCCUGGCAUUUCAGGUACCCAGAGGCCCCAACAGGUCGCACAGAGGCCCAAACAGCCCCCCACAAGCCCACUAAAUAGUGAGUGUCUAUAGCAUCUUACAGCAGCCCCUCUGGCAUUUGCCAGAACCCACAAAUUGCCAGUCCGACCUGCCUGCAACCGUGGGGUCUGCUUUCUCUAUAGUUACUCCACUGUCUCUAGGACGGCUACAUUUGUGUUUACAGCAAAUUUCACCCUGGUGGAGAAUCCUCAGGAAUUUCAAUUAACAAUUGUUAUCCUAGUUGAUCUCAGACGGGGUUCAUAAUCAACUACAGGUAUGGGACCUGUUAUCCAGAAUGCUCGGGACCAGUCGCUUUUCGGAUAAUGGAUCUUUCUGUAAUUUGGAUCUUCAUACCUUAAAUCUACUAGAAAAUCAUGUAAACCUUAAAUAAACCCAUUUGGCUGGUUUUGCUUUCAAUAAGGAUUAAUUGUAUCUUAGUUGGGAUCUAGUACAAUACACUGUUUUAUUGUUACAGAGAAAACGGAAAUCAUUUUUAAAAAUUUGGAUUAUUUGGAUAAAAUGGGAGGUUAUCUUUCUGUAAUGUGGAUCUUUCUGGAUAACAGAUCUGUACUUUGUUGCCUUCUAAAGGGCCUAGAUUCACAGUGUGGGCUUUUUGACAUUAACGUGUUGAUAUAUUUAUGCUGGCGCCAUGGAUUUUAAGGUAUCUGGCAAAUUAGCAGUUCCUUUAUUUCUCAAAAUGUUUUUAUUAUUGUACUAAAUGGAGGAGUCUCAUUCUGAAUCCCCCGUGUAUCUGUACAUGUCAUUGUUUGCAAACAUUCUGCCAGUAAAUUCCAGUUCUGUUAAUGAUUGA